UCGUAUUUGUAUUAGCAGACGUGGUGUUGCUUAAAAUUCCACACACUGCUUCAACUUUUUUGCAACAGUAAUAUUCGUGAUUUCUGAGAAAAUAAAUCACCGUGAAAUGUAUGCUAUACUUUUUUUUACUUUGUUACGAUUUAUUUCUAACAUUAACGCAAGAGACAGCGAUUUUGUUCGCGACUAUUUUAUACACAAGGCAGUGCGAAAUGUCGUUCGAUUCUCUUGUGGAGAUAUCACGAGUGAUUUUUAUUUCGUAAAAUCAUUGAGUAGAGCCGGUAUAUUUACGAUUGUCAGAAAAUACGAUGCAAACAUCAACAUGCGACGAUUUUUGGACACUAAGACUUGGGGCUUAGGGAUUGUUGUGGACUUGCGUUGUAACAACGAGAGUGCUGUGACCAUCUUCGCCGAGACUUCUAGAUAUCGCAUGUACGAUUAUUCAUAUCAUUGGUUGGUCCUGGGAUCGAAGCUAAAUGAUAGCGUGCCGUUCUUGAAUGACAGCGCUUACAGUAUAAUUACCGAUUUCGUACUCGCGAUAACAAACGGUAACAAUUACGACUUGUAUGACGUUUAUAAUCAUUGCAAAUAUCGCGGUGGUACGUUGAAUGUGACGAAAUUAGGCUCCUGGCAACGAGAAACUGGUAUUACCAUUACUCUCACUCAACCAUUGAUUCAAAGAAGGGCCAACAUGCAUGGAAUGACAUUGAAGAUAUCUGGCGUGAUACAAUAUAGGCCGAAGAAUAUGCGAUUGGAGGAUUAUAUGUACGAUAUUAAUACGAGAUCCUUGGAUAGCAUGCAUAAGUUCACGUACGCGAUGAUAUCUCAUACCGCUGAUCUUUUUAAUUUUAGUGUACACGCUUCGGAGAUAAUUUAUUGGGACCGUCACAGUGUGCACGGAUUAAUAUUUGAGAUUUUGCAAACGAAUUACAUCGAUUUUGCCAGUAAUCCCAGGAUUAUGGUAUCCGAGAGAUUAGAUUAUGCCAGUCUUAUUGGUGCGGCGUGGCCGAUUCGACCUUGCUUCAUGCUACUGUCCACUACAUCGAAUAAGAUUAAACUCGAGAUUUUCCUGAAACCACUCGCCAAAUUUACUUGGUAUGUGUGGGCCGUAUUUAUAAUGAUUUCCAUGUUUAUAAUGAGAAUAAUAUUGAGACGUGAGGAAGACAGCAAGCAAGAGAAAUAUUCGGGAGCUGUGGUUCUUACUGUCGGCAUUCUCGCUCAACAAGGUGCAAACUUCUUUCCUAAGCACAUCCCAGGCCGUAUCGCUCUUCUACAGAUCAUUGUCUUCAAUUGGAUUAUGUAUAAUUAUUAUUCGGCCAGUAUAGUAUCGGCUCGUUUGAGCGAGCCGCUCGAUAUGAUGGAAGAUUCUGUGACGGUCCUCGCGGAUAGUAAUCUGAAAAUCGCCGCGGAGGCUGUACCAUAUCUAAACUAUUUUUUAUACAAACUCAACUGGGAAUCUGAUUACUUCAGGAAGAAACGCUGGGAUCCACUGCCGGAAUCAAAGCGAUACUUGCCGUUAGAAGAGGGUAUGAAGCAGGUUAGUCAAGGUAUCCUGGCCUACCACACGGAUCCCAACACGGCGUAUCCUUACAUCGAAAAGAUGUUCGAGCAAAGCAAGAUUUGCGAAUUGACGGAGAUUCAUCUGUUCAAGCAAUCUGUCAUGGGUAUGUACGCCAGUCACAACGGUCAAUUCACCGAGGUGGCGAAAAUCGGGUUAUAUAAGAUGUUUAACACCGGUUUGCGUGAUCGUCAGAUAAAAUAUUGGUCGAGUAGGAAGCCUCAAUGUCAGCUCGAUACAUUGUCCACGAGAAGCAUAUCUAUACAGGAGACAGCUCCAGCUUUGAUUCUGUUAGCUUUCGGUAUGCUCAUCGGGUGUGGAAUAUGCAUCGUCGAGAAUAUCGUUUACUAUCGAUCCACAAGAGAGAAAAUGUUAAGACGAUCGAUGAGCAACGAUGCGGAGAAGAUAGUCGGUACAAGCAAACACAAUUUGCUCGAAUAAAAUUGUCUCGCCUCGAGAAGUAAAAUAUUUACAAGUCGGUCAUAUAUUAUAAUUGGUUCAUUCAUUAGUGUCUCGUUAUCGUAGACUUACCUCAUGCGAAGAAAAGAGGAGAGAGAGAGAAAGAGAAAGAUGCUAUUAAUGUAAUUUUC
Molecule: messenger RNA, 2145 nt
Organism: Camponotus floridanus (Florida carpenter ant)
Lineage: Eukaryota; Metazoa; Arthropoda; Insecta; Hymenoptera; Formicidae
Exons: 10
Coding region: 107-1996 (629 amino acids)
Source: RefSeq, a predicted model, not a curated record